UAGACUUCUGCCCAGCUGUCAGUUGUGAUCCCAGCUAAGCUCAUGCAUGUUUACCUUAAAUAUUAAGCUUGAUCAGGCUCUCGUUGGACAGGUGGGAAUAUCUUGAACUGUUAGCGAAAGCAUGGACAGCCAAGGGAGGAAGGUGGUGGUUUGUGACAAUGGGACAGGGGUGAUUUGUCAAGUGUGGCUUUGCUGGGUCCAACUUCCCCGAGCACAUUUUCCCAGCCAUGGUGGGACGGCCAAUCAUCCGGUCAACCACCAAAGUGGGCAACAUUGAGAUUAAGGACCUGAUGGUUGGGGAUGAAGCCAGCAAGUGCCGCUCCAUGCUGGAGGUGUCCUACCCCAUGGAGAACGGCAUGGUGCGAUGCUGGGAAGACAUGCUGCACCUGUGGGACUACACCUUUGGCCCACAGCGUCUCAACAUCAGCCCAUCAGAAUGCAAGAUCUUGCUGACUGAGCCACCCAUGAACCCCACCAAAAACCGAGAGAAAAUCGCUGAGGUGAUGUUUGAAAAGUACCAGUUUCAUGGGAUCUAUGUGGCGAUUCAGGCCGUGCUCACACUCUACGCCCAGGGUUUGCUUACAGGGGUGGUUGUAGACUCGGGAGACGGCGUCACCCACAUCUGUCCAGUUUACGAAGGCUACUCUCUACCCCACCUCACGCGUAGGUUGGACAUUGCAGGACGAGACAUCACGCGCUACCUCAUUAAGCUCCUCCUGCUGCGUGGCUAUGUCUUCAAUCACACGGCUGACUUUGAGACGGUGCGGAUGUUGAAGGAGAAGCUCUGCUACGUUGGAUACAACAUUGAACAAGAGCAGCGCCUGGCCUUGGAGACCACCUUCCUGGUAGAGUCCUAUACGCUCCCCGAUGGCCGGCAGAUAAACGUAGGUGGAGAGCGAUUUGGGGCUCCAGAAGCUCUUUUCCAGCCUCACCUCAUCAACGUGGAAGGAGCCGGCAUGGCUGAGCUGCUCUUCAAUACCAUCCAGGCUGCAGACAUUGAUCUUAGGGCUGACUUCUACAAGCACAUUGUCCUGUCAGGAGGGACCACCAUGUAUCCCGGCCUUCCCUCCAGGCUGGAAAGAGAGAUCAAGCAACUCUAUCUGGAGAGGGUGCUUGAUGGAGACACAGAGAAGCUAUCAAAAUUCAAGAUCCGAAUCGAGGACCCGCCCAGACGCAAGCACAUGGUGUUCCUGGGCGGAGCAGUGCUGGCCAACAUCAUGAAAGACAAGGACUCCUUCUGGCUCAGCCUGGAGGAGUACAGGGAGAAGGGCCUGGCCGUGCUGCAAAAGCUGGGAGGAGGAAUCCGAUGAAACAAUUACAACAGAAAAGACAGAGAGAAACCAACGUAUGAACUAAUGCUAAUUUCUUCAUCAAAAAGAUUGCCCAGUUAUUGCCCUUCUCUCUUCUCUGUUCAUAAAAACAGUGAGCUUUAGUCUACUGCUUCUUUUACCAUAAAUGCUGUAAAGCAACUGGAUUUUGCAAGUUUUAUUUCUUGCUUGGUUUACAGUGUCAUCUAUAUUUAUUGGUCCUCCAUUUUUUGGCCUGUUUAUAAAUGUACAAACAAAAAGUUAAAACCGGUAUCUUCCUAUAGAGGAUAAAAAUAACUGGUAAAAUCAUCACAAACAUAAAGUCAUAUGGAAAUGAACGAAACAGAUCGACUCAGUUGGCCUUACUGGCAUUUUCCUGGGACCACUUACCCCAUAAAAACAAAUAACUGAGUCUGAAUUGUGAAUCACACAUUUUGACUUGUUCUUUGGAAAAACAUGUAUUUGUAUUUGGAAGUGGGUGCCUUCCAUUGUCAUAAGAUGAAUAAAAAAUUUCCAAUAUUUCUAAAAUGUUAACAGUGAUCAAGCUAACUUUGUUUGCCAACGAGAAAUCCAAGAUGAAUGAUUUGGAAAAGAUACUCAUUUGAAAAAAUGAUAAAAAAUAUAAAAUAAUAUGUGAGUUUUCACUUUGAAAUUUCUGCAUAGAGCUAUUUGUUUUAGUGUUGUCCCUUCAGCCUCUGCAGCCAGUGUUUUAAUGAGAUGCUAUCAAAUAAAUUCUAUAGGACAAAAAUUA
Poeciliopsis prolifica (blackstripe livebearer) is the source of this 2058-nucleotide messenger RNA. RefSeq lists its product as uncharacterized. Lineage: Eukaryota; Metazoa; Chordata; Actinopteri; Cyprinodontiformes; Poeciliidae. Gene Ontology annotation, biological process: Arp2/3 complex-mediated actin nucleation. Gene Ontology annotation, cellular component: actin cortical patch; Arp2/3 protein complex. Gene Ontology annotation, molecular function: actin filament binding. The record is from RefSeq and is a predicted model, not a curated record. The coding region runs from base 228 to 1310 and encodes 360 amino acids. The transcript is spliced from 9 exons.